CACAUUCCCUCCCUUAUUUCAACCUUCUGCGUGAGAAACUGUCAGCAUCCUCCUCCCCCCCCUCCCACACUGCGUGCGACAAAAGCCAGGUUGUAUAGUCAAUUCUCGGUAAAAUAAAUAUUUUUAUGGGCUUAUACGACUUUCCUUCGCCGUUAAUAAAUACUUUAUAAGUUUAAGUUAUUAUGAUACAAUUUGUUUAUUAGUCACACAGCAGUAUGUGCUGAAAAAUCACUAAUACCUCGAAUUUUAUUGAAUAAAAAAAUUUAGCAGGGCCGUAAAUAUAUUUAUUUUACUGCAUAGUUACUUUUCCAUCUGCAUUCCAACGUGCUUUUUUUCCUUUUUUUUUUACGCUGUGAAGGGACGUGGGAAAGAUAAUUGCUUGAGCUGUCAAAAUAAACAUCGCUGACGGCAGGGCGGGAGCGCAUCCUGUCGGUCUGUCGCUGUGAUUAUCUACUCCAAAAACAUGUCACAGCAUUUCAGGAUAGCAUUGCUCUUAUAUCUUGCGUUUAUAGCCGAAUGUUUUCUACCUGAUCCACACAAGUUCCUUCGACACGUAGAACGAAAAUAACCACCAGCUGGCUAGCAUAGCCGAAUUCGCGUGACGCGAAUUCACUUAGCGUGAGUAUUUAUCGGAACCCAUUGUUCGGGGUAUGCGAGUCCGAGGUGUAAUAUGAAUUUAAAAAGUUGUCUUUUUUACACCAUAGACUAAGUUUCAUGGGAAAGAAAAUAUUCCAUUGACAAACACCUAAAGUCGGCUAAGCAUGUGGCAUUGGCAGCCGAAAAAAAAAGAAAAUUUGUAGUUGCAAACAUCUAUAGCAACGUGUCUGUUUUGUGUAACUGUUUUAGAUUUAAUUGGCUGUUAUUAUGCAUAUUAGUCUAUUCUUAGUAUACAUGGAUUGUUUAUUAAAUAUGUUAACUAUUAUAUUCCUUAACUGCACAAUUUAGUCAACAUUUAAAAUAUCGGUAAAAUUUCCAUUGCAUAACGAAAAUACUAGGAAUGUGCGAAAGUGACUUUAUCCACACGAAAUGAAAGUGAAAGAAAAUUUAUCAAGUUUCGCGAAAGUGAAACGAAAAUGAAUUUUUCUAUGAGAUAAAUAUAUUCUUAACGAAAGUUAAGCAAAAUUUUUUAAUUAACAAAGAAAAAAAGUGCCCCAAAAUUUGCUCUUCAGUAAUAAAUUCUAUUACAUAAAUCAUUUUGGUACCUUUUGAUGUAUAUAUAAAUAUUACUAUUUAAUAAAAUCAACAUCCGCCCUAGACCACACAACACAGCCCCAUGUCACUCGUAAAUUUCAAGAAUCAAUCCAGAUCUUUCAGCGCACAGACUAUUUCCUUUACAGUCGUAAUUUCGCAGUCUAUGAUAAUAUAUUUAUCACGUGCAUGGUACUGAUGAAAAAAUACGUGAAUACUGCGGAACGGCCGCCAUAUUGCACCACUGUCACACAUGGCUAGCUCAGGAAGCUGUAAACUAGGCAAUGGACAUGGUCAAAACAAAACAUAACAAAUGGUUGCUGCCAAGUGGUCAUUACAUGCAGUGACUUGUUGACCUUUUUGUCUAAUUGGCUGUAUAUUAUGAGGAUUUUAUAUGCCAGUCAGAGUAUGUAAAAUUUAAAUAAAGCAGACGACAAUGUUUUUGUUUGGCUGUGCGCGAAUAAAAGUAGGUACGUUCUUUGUUUAUGUGUAUACGGUAAAUACUAAAUAGUGUACUAACAGUUCUGGAAUGUAUGUUUUACGAAUAUAGUACCUACACUACUUUUUGAAAGCAAAUGAAUCAGGUAAUUUUUCAAAUAUUGCAUGAUUUUGUUUUGAUACCUAGGCCUACUGUAAUCACGGUUGAAUUUUGUUUACUUUAUCUGCCAUGUUUGUUCAAAUUAUGAUUUUACCGUAUUUUCAUUAACGUGAGUUUUUUUCAUCACCACGUAAAUUAAUCUUAAUGGAAAUCUUUUUUCUAAUUAAUGUCUUUAUAUGAUUUGCAUAUGUUAUUACAUUAUUAGUAAUAACAAGCAAAUCACAUAAAGACAUUACAGUAGAAUCUCAGUGCUAAGUACUUACAGGUACCUCAAGUUUUUGUACUUAGCACUGAAACAUGCAUACAUAUCUUUACAAAGAGAAAAAAAUAUAUAAAAAAAUAGCUACAGGAGAGCCGCAAUGCCAUAUGUAUUCGCAACUGCGACUUGCUUUUUUCCCCGUGUCUAGUUCUCUGAGUAUAUCCACUUUUUCCUUAAGCGUGAAUUGCUUUCGUUUCUUUUUAUCUCCAGGAUCAUUCAUAUUGUAGCACAAAUACAAUGCGGUGUUUAAAUAACGUAACCUGAAAAUAAACUCAACAAUAACAAUAAACAAUCCCGGCACAGACAUCAAACAGUAUUUUUAGCGUAGCGUAACACUUUUGUCUAAAUAAUUAAUACUUCUCUCAAACCUCCGUCUUUCGAUGUAUCGAAUGGUGUUGUGUUGCUCACGUCGCAUACUACGUACGGUAUAAUCUAUGGUUGUGCGCGCAACUGUUUGUUAACUUUGUUUUGAGAAUUUAGAGGUUAGAAAAUACGUUGCGUUGGUAUUUGUGUAUCUUUGUUCUACUACAUUAAUCAUUUAGCUGGAAAUUUAUUUACCAGUAUAAGUAAAUUUUGGUGUAGUAAUGCCACGCUACUAGUAGAAUUUAUACGUUAUAGUGAAAAUGAUACUUUAAACUGAAACCGUUUUGCAUGGCGAAGAUACGAUUUUUGGCGGGGACUUAAAAAAAAUUCGUUAAGUGAAAUAUACUUUAUAAUAAGGAACGUUAUUGUACCGGUAUUAUACUGUACAUUUUUAUUAAAUUACGAUUUCUUUUUCAACUAGAACAAACGAACUUCGGUAAGCUAUUGAACUUUCGUUUGGCUCGAAAUAUUUCGCUAAAAACGAACUUCGACAGAUGAAAUUCUUACCGAAAUCGAAAAUGAAAGUAGCAAAAUUUCGAUUUCGGUAUCGGUAUACCGAACAUUCGCACAACCCUAGAAAAUACCAACUUUAAACCACCGCUUUUUGCAUACUGAAAACACCGAAAUUUUCCAGGCCCUAACUAUAAUGCACCUUCAACAAGUUUGGGGAUCACAUCUAAUCAGCAAGUAAAAAAAGGGAAAGCAAAAGUGCAAUCAGAUACCAUAAACAAUGACAUUAGGCCUACUUCUGAUGUGCCAUUGUGCCAUAGUACAAAAGUGUUAUGCAACAAGAUAUCAUCUGCAAAAAAAGUAAGAAGAUAACAACAGAAGAAAAAUGUUUGAAAGAACUGGAGAAAAAAAGAAAGCAAAGGGAAAGAAUGAAACAGGAUCCUGAGGCAAGAGAAAGAUUUAGACAAAGAGAGAGAGAGAGAUAUUUACCAGACAAGAAAGCAGAAAGGCAAAAUAAUGUUAAUCACAGAUUUAUCGCCUAGAGAGAAGCGACAAAGGAGGAAAGACUGGAGAGAAAGGCAAAGAAAAAGCAGACAAACUAAGAAAGCUCAUGAUGAAGUGGUAGCUUUUCUAGAGACUUCGUCACUAACACCACCACCAAUUCAAGACAGAACAAUUCCCAACAAGAGAAGGCAAUCGGGCAGGAAAAAAGUAAGGAAGAAUAGAAGUGCAGUGUAUCGAGCUCUUAAAAGAAGUGAGAAAGAUGUUGAUAAAUACAUGAGGAAGGCAGAGAAACUAAAGAAACGACUUCAAAGAAUCAAGGUACAAAAUAAUACAAUGGGUUCUCCAUCACCAAAUUCUAAAGUGUAGAAAAUGCUAAAAUCAGGCACCCAGAAAGACAUUAAAAAAAACUGCUUUUUGGUGAAGUACUUAUGUCUGAGCUAUCCAACACUGCAAAACAUUCUACAGAGAAAGAUAAGAGACGCCUCACAAAUAUUGUUUCUGGUAAAAUUAUAAAAAAAUACAGACUUUUACACGAAACAGGAUUUCUCAGUGUUCGACAGAGACUUCAUAUAGGAAGACAACCUGUCAAAAGAAAACAAAAACAAAAUGCAAUGUCGCAACAAACAAAAUAUAUGGUUUGUAGAUUUUAUGAGGAAGAUGUCAACAGCUCUAUGACACCUGGUAAAAAGGAGUUUGUCACAAAGAACAAAACCAAAAAGAAAAAAAGAGUUCUUCUAGAUUCAUUGAAAAAUUUACAUAGGAAAUUUAAUCAAACUAAACCAAACAACAUUAGCAUAUCAUAUGCAACCUUCUGUAAACUGAAACCGUUUUGGGUUGUUCAUCCUCAAGUGUCCGACAGGGAUACUUGUUUAUGCACAAAACAUGCAAACUACCAAUUUUUGAUAGAUAAGCUACACUAUCAUAAACUGCUGAAAGUCAAAAAUGUCAGUGACGUGAGCAACAUUGUUUGUUGUAGUAAACUUUCCAAAGAAUGUAUGUACCGAGAAUGCAGUCGUUGUGAAAAUAAGGCUUUGCCCAUAGAAACAGUAGAAAGCAAACUGUCGGAACAGACAUUUUAUUAUCAAUGGACUCCAAAAACCGAAGAACGAAUUGACAAAAAUGGGAAAACUAUAAACGUUAAAUUAACAAAGAAAAAAAAAAUUGUUUGUGACAUCCAACAGCUCAUUGCAAAAGCUCAAGAAAACUUAGCAAGUUUUCUAAAGCACACAUUCAAUUGGUGGCAUCAAUUUUCUACACUUAAGAAGCUUAAAACAUCACUUAAUGCAAAUGAAAUUCUUGUUGUCAUUGAGUUUUCGGAAAAUUACGUUUGCAAGUGUAAUGAAGAAGUUCAGAGUGCACAUUUUGGAGCCUCUUAAGAUCAGGUUACACUACACACAGGUGUAAUUUACUUUCACAAGGAAGUUAAAGAAACCAGUAAUGUAGUUACACAAAACCAAGAUGGUUAUUCUGUGAUGUCUUUUUGUACAAUAUCCGAGUGUUUGAGGCAUGAUGCCUGUGCCGUAUGGGCCCAUGUGCAUAGGAUACUACAGGUUGUUCAAGAUGAGUUUCCAGAUGUCAACACAGUACACUUUCAAAGUGAUGGGCCAACAACUCAAUAUAGGAACAGAACUAAUUUUUUUCUUCUGACUUAUUUUGCACGCAAAUUCCAACUAGAAAAUGUUACAUGGAACUUUACUGAAAGUGGACAUGGAAAGGGUCCAGCAGAUGGAAUAGGGGGAGUUUUAAAGAACACAGCAGAUCAGGCCGUAGCAUAUGGAACAGACAUAAUAGAUGCUAAAAGAUUGUUGCAAACAUUAUCAAAUUGCAAUCUUAAUAUCAAACUUUUUGAAGUAGAAGAAACAGAUAUAACAAAUGUUGAUGAAAUAAAACUGAGUAGUUCUUGUAUUCCAGUACCUAAUACAAUGAAACUACACCAAGUUACAUGGAAUAAAAAUGAUCCUUCAAAGCUACAGAUACGAUACUUGAGUUGUUUCAUGUGCGCUACCAACAAAGAAUGCAAACAUUUUAGCUUAAAUCCCUCAUCUGUAGAUUUACUUCAUCACUCUUUGGUUGCAAGUAUCCUUUUACAAAGCAUUAUAUGUAGGGGUGUGCGGGAAUAGGUUUUUGUACUGCGGGAAAUUUUUGGGAAAAAAUAAAUUAUUCCCGUGGGAAACGGGACGGGAUCAGGAAAAUUAAAGAAAAAGCAAUUUUUUAAUUCUAAUAUGAGAAGAUGGCCAUUUAAACAUUUCUUGCAAAGUUAGUUGUUUUUUUUUGCUGCUAUUUCUUUUGUCUGCUUCACUUGCCCUUUUUUCAGUGGCGACUUCAUAUUUUUUAGCAUCCUCAAAUUCUUUUUUUAUAGAGGGAUGUUUAUUGAGAUGUCUUAGUAAUCCAGACGUGCUACCAUGCUUGCAUCUUAGAAAUUUUUCACACGAGACACACUUUGUCAGGGAUUUACUGUCUGUCAGACGUUCAAAAUACUUCCAAACACUUUUAGUUUUACAAGUAACAAGCUGAUCGGUUGCGACCUCCAUUAUUUGUAGGCGGCUAGUUUGUUUUAAUAUACAACGGCAUCGAAAAUAGGAACAGAUACUUUGCACAAACAAGCCUUAAUAACGUAACAUCAACCGACAAAGCCCGCCAAACUAAACAGUAAACAACUAUUUUUUUUUCUCCCAAAGUAAAAUCAUAGAUGUUUAGAUACUCGUGAGCAGUGGUGUAAAACUACGUGAUUUCAUAUUUUAUAAAUGUGCCAAUACAGUUCUCUACAUCGCCACUGCUAUCAAGUAAUGAGAACGGUUACGCUUCGUUAUGUAACGCGUCUAGUAUUUCUUAUAUCUUUGGCGAAAAGGUUGGAUUGCGCAUGUGUUUUGUUUGUGUCUAAGGACACAGUGGUUUUAGGUUAAGUAUUCGAUGGUGACGGCAAUAACGUUAUAUAACUGACUAUUCACGUAUCUUGCAAAUUUGUACCCUUGAAGAAAUAUAUUUAUGAAUGCAUACAAUAUUUAAGGUACUCCAUGUACGUUUUUUAUAUUCCAAUUAGAUAUGUGUAAACAAUUAUCAUAAUUCACUGCACACCACAGCUGUCGCUAUGAUCGGCAUACGUUUAAAAGAUGUUUUGCGUUUAAAUAGUACGGAAACUCUUCAAAAAUGUACGAUUCCAUAAAAAAUAUUGUUGUAAAAACAGUUUGAAUUGAUAGAAAACAUUUUCACAUGAUUAGUAAACUUUUGUAAAUUUUUAAACAAUUUCCCGAAAAAUUCGGCAUUUGGUGAAGCCUAUUUUCCCGACUUUUUUCCCGAAGCGUCGGGAUCCCGCACACCCCUAAUUAUAUGUAAUGUUAUUCUCCAUGUAAGUAGUUAUGUUCUGUUCAUAUUACAUUUGUUUUUAACAACUUCCUGGUUACUAUUAAACAGUUCUCUUAUUGAGAUUGUUGUUCUGUAGUUUAAAUGAGAGACACAGUACACAAUUUACUUGAUUUGCAUCACAUAAUCUAUGUAUCUGCAUUGAGUUAUUUUCCUCAAUUUUCUGCAUUUAGACAAUGACUGCAAUGGAUCAACACUUGUAAAUAAAUCUAAAAGAAAUUACAGUAAAACAUCACUUGUUGGAAAAUGGGUUGCAGUUAUUUAUGAUGAACAGUGGUAUCCAGGCUUAGUUGAAGAUGUUGAUGGCAACAUGGUGACGAUCACUUUCAUGUCCCGAGCUGGAAAGCGGUUUUAUUCGCCUACCAAACAAGACAGUCAUGUAGUGCCUGAAGAUGAAAUCUUGUGUUUGAUUGAAGCUGCACCGUGCCCUGUGUCUUCAAGACAUUUUACAAUCGCAAGUAGAGCUGGGCCGAUCACCUAUUUUGCAGAUCAUGCCGAUCAUCUGCUGCCGAUCUUGCCGAUCUUCUGAGCCGAUUAGAGCCUUUCAAGUACCUCUGAUUACACGUUGCUUUUGACGGAUCACUAUAAACGGUGAAAUAUUCCCAGACAAAACUACUUUUCAUUGACAUGAUUACUUAAAAAUCACGACAUAAUAAAUUUCACGGACUAGCGAUUAUACAGGUAAGCCCGGAAGGUCUUGUCAAGCUUCUCAGACACCAGCGUGCAGCUGGGUUAAGACCAAGGUCAUGUGACGUAACAUCUCCCGAGGCUUACUGCGCCUUGGCAGCAGAUGGAUAAAAAUAGUAAACUCCCCAUUAUUCGUGUUCAUUGGGACCCGCCGAUGCCCGGAUAAUUGAAAUUCUGUAAAAAAAAAAAAAUAAAUAAACCCGGAUAAUCUGUUAACGGUAAGGGCCGCCUUCGAAUUGUUGUCUCGGCUUAAAAAAAUACGGCACUGCAUAGCCAUUAGUUCACGGUCAUUUACAACAGCCGAAGAGAGAAAGAUAAGAUCAUGCUGACCUUGUACACAUAAAUUUUGGGUAGCUCCCCACCCCCCUCCACCCCUUCGACCAGCCGAAUGCCAGCCAGACACGUCACUCGCCAGGCGCCUGCCGUGCGUUGGCGGGUGGAAAGUAACUCAGCAGCACAUCAAACAACAUUCAAACAAACGGGAGACGGGAAGCAGAAGUCAGAACAUCCCCCUCAAGUUUAAAGAGUGACAAAUGUGACAGCUGA
Bacillus rossius redtenbacheri is the source of this 7955-nucleotide messenger RNA. RefSeq lists its product as uncharacterized. The transcript has 2 exons. The record is from RefSeq and is a predicted model, not a curated record. NCBI's taxonomy places the organism in Eukaryota, Metazoa, Arthropoda, Insecta, Phasmatodea, Bacillidae. The coding region runs from base 3791 to 4738 and encodes 315 amino acids.